Alternaria arborescens is the source of this 1023-nucleotide messenger RNA. RefSeq lists its product as hypothetical. Lineage: Eukaryota; Fungi; Ascomycota; Dothideomycetes; Pleosporales; Pleosporaceae. The coding region runs from base 1 to 1023 and encodes 340 amino acids. The transcript has 3 exons. The record is from RefSeq and is a predicted model, not a curated record.
AUGACAGGUACUACAAUAGAAUGGUUUGGUGCGACAACAUUUCGCCUUCGAACCAGCGGGAUUACUAUCUUUCUGGAUACGUGGCUCGACCGGCCCUCCGUAUUGCCGCGAUAUUUGGCUAUUGACAACGUGAACGAAGCGGAUUACAUCUUCAUCUCUCACGCCCACUUCGACCACCUUCCAGGAGCCGAUCGCAUCGCGAUUAAAACUGGAGCCAUCGUUGUUGCAAAUUGCGAAGCUAUCAAUCUCCUUCGUUCCGCUGGCGUCCCGGAUGAGCAACUUAUGCCUGUAUCUGGCGGAGAACGUAUACCGCUCUUCACGCGUACUGUGAGGGAUCAAGCAAGGCGCGGCGAGGUUCCAACAGCCAAAGCUCUUCCAGACCAGCCGAAAAUGCCUGAUCAUUCUCUCGCUUCUCUUGCAGUACAUGUCUGGCCAUCAUUACAUGCUUUUAUGCCCAAUCCUCAUCCCGAUCUGAUGGACACUGCAGUCGUGUACACUGGAGAAGCCUCUCCUUAUACGUGCACUUUGGACAUUACCAAUGGGAUGAAGUAUGGCCUCUUACAACUAGAUAAGCUCGUACCAAAGGACAAGAUGAAUGACGGGAUGCGUUCGUUCCUUGACUAUGUCCACGACAGGAGCACCAAUCUCUUCUCACAUUGCGAUGGUGGCCAGCUCAUGUUCAAUAUAAUCAUCAAUGGUAGCGCAAUCCUGUGGAACGCUCAUCUAGGUGCCUAUGAGGGUGUCAUCUCGAGAGUAGAGCCCAAGCCGAAGAUUGCGCUUCUCGCUAUCGCUGGGAGAGCGAACCACGAUGGACGUCCCUUCAAUGGAUCGGCUGCACAGUUUGCUGUAAAGCAAGUUCGGUGGCUCGAUCAACCGGAAACAGUGAUCUGGUGUCUGCAUGACGAUAGUUGCAUUGCACCAUACAAAGUAGAUGUCACAGGAGCUACGACAAGCGUAGAGAAGGAGACAACCUCUAGCGUACUGAGCCUAAUGCCUGGGCAAUGCACAAACCUAGACAUCUAG